GGGAAGGAGCAGCUCGGUGGGGAGGACCACACUUUCCCGUGACGUUGCUUGGAUAAGAGGAAGUCAUAUUUUCUCCAAUAUUCAGCCACCGAGACGGACUAUCUGCUGGCCCUUUUUGAACCGGACGACCGAGGAAAACCCCCAAAAUAUUUUGGCCGCUUUUAGCGAGGUUACGGAGGGGCUGAAGUCCACGAUGAUGGAAAUGGAGGUGAUGCAUUCCGGACAACAGAAAAAUGCAUCCAAACUAAUCGGGAGAGGCUUCAUCAUACAACAAGACAAUGACCCAAAACGCACUGCCAACACAACAAAGGACUUCAUCAGGGGGGAACAAGUGGAAGGUCUUUGACUGGUCAAGUCAAUCACUGGACCUUAACCCAAUAGAGCGUGCAUUUCACCUCCCAAAGAGGAGACUGAAGGGAGAAACCCCCAGAAACAAACAACUGAAGGAGGCUGCAGUAAAGGCCUGGAAUUUCACAUUUCAAAUGAAGAAUGCAACAGUCUGGUGAAGUCAAUGGGUUGCAGGCUUGAUGCAGUUAUUGCAAGCAAGGGUUAUGCCACCAUAUAUUAAAUGUUAUUCACUUUAAGUUAAUUGAAUAAUUUCUGUUCCAAUACCUUUGCUCACUUCAAAAGUGGGUGGCUUCAGACUAAAUGUGCUCUGUGCUGAGUUUUUUUUUUUUUUUUUAAACACAUCUAGAAGUAAAUACCAUGAAAUAAAAGCGGGAAUUCUGAACUUUUUUUUUUUCAGUUAUGGGAACUUCCACAACAGAGUUGGGAUUUAUUUGCCCAAGGUGGCAACUCUUAUGAGUCAAAGGUUUAUAGUACAUUGUUUGUAGAUUGAUUCUAUGAAUUCUUUUGUAACUUCAAUAGUUUAUUUGUUCUGUGUCUUCCAAAAUCCAUGAGCAUUAGUGGAGCCACUCUGGCUGUUUGGAACAUGUGUGUUCUAUCAUGAGCGGUCAAGGGGGGUAUGUUGGCUGAUAUACGAUAAAAGGAGCGUGCCCCUCUGAAGACCUUGUUUUAGAGUUCAACGAACAGUGGACAACUGGUUAGCACAUCUGCCUUACUCUUCAGUGGACCGGGGUUCAAAUCCCGGCCCCGCCUGUGUGGCGUUUGCAUGUUCUCCCCGUGUCUGUGUGGGUUUCCUCCCACAUCCCAAAAACAUGCAUGGUAGGUUGAUCGCAGACUCUAAAUUGCCCGUAGGUGUGAAUGUGAGUGUGAAUGGUUGUUUGUUUAUGUGUCCUGCGAUUGGCUGGCGACCAGUUCAGGGUGUAUCCCGCCUCCCGCCCGAAGAUAGCUGGGAUAGGCUCCAGCACGCCCGCGACCUUUGACAUGGACCUGAUCGACAUUCUGUGGAGGCAGGACAUCGAUCUGGGAGCCCGGCGUGAGGUGUUCGACUACAGCCACCGUCAGAAGGAGCACGAGCUGCAGAGGCAGCAGGAGCUGGCGGAGGAGAAGAGGCUGCACCUCCUCCGCGAGCAGGAGAAGGCUCUGCUGGCACAGCUACAGCUGGACGAAGAGACAGGGGAGUACGUGCCGCGACCGCUGCCCAGCACCCCGCUCCAGUCGGCCACCACGCCGCAGUUAGCUGCCACACCUCUGGCGGUAGCACAGGACGUGAGCUUCACACAACAGAGUGCUGGGACUUUGUCAUUUGACGAAUGCUUGCAGCUCCUUGCAGAGACGUUUCCCAUCGAGGAAAAUGAGGAUGCCUCCGUUUCCCUGGACACGAGUGAUGUCUCUGUUGCGAGCAGCCGCAGCAGCAGCGUUGCCAUGAUGUCCCCCGAGCAACCAUCUUUGGCCCCACUUACGCUCUCACCAGGUCCUAUGAUAGCAUCCCAGCCACAGAAGAUACCUUUGGAUAUCGAACAGGCCUGGAUGGAGCUGCUGUCACUUCCUGAGCUGCAGCAAUGUCUGAGCCUACAAAUGGAGGACACACUGGAGACAACGACCUAUCCUCUCCCAAAUAGCACUGAAGCACAGGAUCCAAACUACUCUUUUUACCCAAUGUCUAGUCCAGUAGAAGAGAAAAACAAUUUAAAUGUGUGUCCUACAGUUUUUAUGAAUACAUUUGAUAGCUCAGUUCCCAGCGUGACACCAGCAGACAAUGUGAACCGAAUGAAGUCAGAAGUUCCCCAGUUAAACACUCAUUUCAACCUUAAUAGCUUUUGCAACACAUUUGACCCUGACACCAGUUUGGAGAAGAGCAGCAGUCAGCAGGACCUUGAGGGAAAAGAAUACAAUAUCAUGUCCGAUGUUCAGAAAUUGUACAGCCUCUCACCCGGUGAUACGUUUGAACGGGGCAGACAUAAUGCAUCUGCAGAAGUGCCUGACUUAGACUCUGGACUCUCCUCAAGUCCCCACACCCACACUUGCUCGCCUGGGAAAUCUCUAUAUGGAGAUGAGGGUUUUGACGGCAGCGAUUCUGACAUGGAGGAGAUGGACCAGAACCCUGGCAGCACAAAAUCUGACUACUCGGAGAUGUUCUCUUUAAACUUUCAACCUGAUGAUGUUCACCAAGCAUUUCCUCUGCCCACAUUAGCGGGCCAGGUUCAAAUCCAGGACGAGCCCAAAAAAGAAAUGGAUCCGGCGGAAGACAACGGCCACAGCGCCUCGCCCUUCACUAAAGACAAACGCAAGAGAAGAUCGGAUUUGCGUCACUCCAGGGACGAGCAGAAGGCCAAGGCCCUCAAGAUCCCCUUCAGCGUUGACAUGAUCAUUAACGUGCCUGUCGACGACUACAACGAGCUGAUCUCAAAGAACCAACUGAAUGAGGCCCAGCUAGCCCUGGUCCGGGACAUUCGCCGCCGCGGCAAGAACAAGGUGGCAGCCCAGAACUGCCGCAAGCGCAAGAUGGAGAACAUCGUGGGGCUGGAGCUGGACCUGGACUCACUCAAGGAGGAGAAAGAGAGUCUGCUGGGCGAGAAGUCCCGCAACGUAAACAGCCUGAGAGAGAUGAAGAGGAAGCUGAAUAGCCUUUACCUGGAAGUGUUCAGCAUGCUCAGGGACGAGGAUGGCAACUCCAUCUCGCCGUCCGACUUCUCUCUGCAGCAGUCGACCGAAGGCAGCGUCUUCCUUGUUCCUCGCACUAAAAAGACUUUGAUCAAGAGCUAAAACCAGCGCCUGUCUUUCUAGUAAGGUACAGCAGUGACAUAGUCGCUCUAUGCAAUGACAUUCUCAGCUUUAAGCAUCAGUAGCGCUUAGUGUUGUCACAAUACCAAAAUGUUGACUUCGAUACUAUACAUGCAUAAAGUAACUCAAUACCGGUCCGGAAACAAAACCACGGCAAAAACCUAAAACGUCAGUAAAAAGCAGUGGAAUAAUGGCUGACAGGUAAACAACUUUGAAUUCUUUUUAUUUGUAUGAAUUAAAAAAAAAAAGGAUUCUAAUUAGAAUACAUUUGAUAAAAUAACUCUAGAAGAAUGGAACACAAAACAUUCAACAUUUUCUAAACACUACUGAACUGAACUAAAGUUUAUAUACACACACACACACACACACGUGUAUCCAGCGGUGUACAAGUCUUAGGCCAAGUUUUGUUUGAGCAAUGUUAUCAUGAUCAUAUGUAACUAGAGCUACUAAGUUUAUCAUAGACCUCCACCAAGGCUGAACUAGUGAUAAAAGUCAAAACAAUCCAUAAAACUUGGUAUUUGGAUUUGUUAGACUGCCCAAGUGUUUAGCUCGCAGGCUAUUUACUGGAGGAUGGGGAACAUAUGGGAGGCGAAAAUAUGAUUCUGGGGGGGUGAAUGGUUCUAUUGAUUCCAUGGUGACUCAUAAUGCAUACAAAAACUAACCCUAUCUGCACCCCAAUUCCGAUCCACAGCAAAAUACAUCUUCAAUUAAUCGCUAGUGUUCCAGUGCGAGAAUUUGCAGCCACUUCUGUGUUUUGUGCAACCCCCCCGAAUAUUUUUUUUCCGGCAAAAAAAAAAUAAAAAAAAAAAAUCACUGUUUGGUUUUGGAACUGGUACUUGGUGCAAAACUAGUAGCUCUGCAGAACUAUUGUAAAGUUUUGGUUCUUCUUCUUGGAUGUUAUGAAUAUUUUUUAUAUUUUCUUUUAUACUCAUAUUCUAUGUGAUUAUUUGUAAAUAGACAUGAUAUAAAUCUUGAGAUUAAUACAACUGUUACUGUAUGUGUAAAUAUUCUGACUGUAUAGUUUCUGUAUGCUAAAUGGAAGAUUUUUAACUAUAUACACUAUGAUUUGCUGCGCAGGUUCUUAUGCUUUUCAAUAAAUCAUCCAAAGCUA
Molecule: messenger RNA, 4237 nt
Organism: Phyllopteryx taeniolatus (common seadragon)
Lineage: Eukaryota; Metazoa; Chordata; Actinopteri; Syngnathiformes; Syngnathidae
Gene: nfe2l2a
Product: nfe2 like bZIP transcription factor 2a
Exons: 6
Coding region: 1216-3108 (630 amino acids)
Biological process (GO): cellular response to oxidative stress; regulation of transcription by RNA polymerase II
Cellular component (GO): nucleus
Molecular function (GO): DNA-binding transcription factor activity, RNA polymerase II-specific; RNA polymerase II cis-regulatory region sequence-specific DNA binding
Source: RefSeq, a predicted model, not a curated record